Molecule: messenger RNA, 1908 nt
Organism: Suillus bovinus
Lineage: Eukaryota; Fungi; Basidiomycota; Agaricomycetes; Boletales; Suillaceae
Product: armadillo-type protein
Exons: 3
Coding region: 1-1908 (635 amino acids)
Cellular component (GO): eukaryotic translation initiation factor 4F complex
Molecular function (GO): translation initiation factor activity; mRNA binding; protein binding
Source: RefSeq, a predicted model, not a curated record
AUGCCAUCAUCCAACGUCCAUUCUGCUAACAAGGCGCCGAUGUCCCAGCAAGGACAAGAUACUGGCUUCAGGCCCGUUGUGCCUCUCGAAUUAUCUGCUAAUCGUUGGGUUCCUACGAGCGCAACUCGCAAGGGUUCGAGUCAACUUAAUGUUGAUUCACCUAAGUUGAUCGACCGUAAGGUUAAAGCACUGCUCGACAGGCUUACGAUGGAGAAAUUCGAGACGAUUUCAAACCAGAUCAUCUACUGGGUCAACAGGAGUGUGAAUGAGAAAGACGGGCGAACGCUCAUCCAAGUCAUCCGGCUGGUGUUCGAGAGGGCAAUCAGUGAGGAUGUGGACGGUUGGAGUGAAAUGUACGCGAGGCUGUGUCGGAAGAUGAUGGAGCAGAUCAGUCCUGAGGUGCAGGAUGCCGAUAUUAAUGAUAUGGAGGGCAAGCCCAUUGCUGGCGGACAGCUGUUCCGUAAGUAUCUCCUCAACAGGUGUCAAGAAGACUUUGAGCGCGGGUGGUUCGCCAAUGAAGCUGCUGCUGCAGCGAAGGCUUCCGACAAUCAUGCAACCCGGGCUGCUAAUGACAAGAAGGGCACGGAGGAGGCUGAACUCUAUUUGGAUGAGUACUACGCUGCACAGAAGGCGAAGCGUCAGGGUCUUGGUCUCAUCAAGUUCAUCGGCGAGCUGUUCAAGUUCCAGAUGAUCACAGAGCGUAUCAUGCACGAGUGUGUGAAGAAGCUGUUGUGCAACGUCGAGAACCCAGAGGAAGAGGAGAUUGAGAGCUUGUGUCAACUAUUAAAGACAGUCGGCCAGUUGCUUGAUACGCCGAAAGCCCGCGCGCAUAUGGACGUUUACUUCACGCGCAUGAAGGAGUCUCAACAUCAACUCUCGUGUGCAGUUCAUGCUUCAGGUGACGUUAUUGAGUUGCGUGACCGUAAAUGGGUCAGCCGGAAUGCUGUUACUGCGCCUACGACGAUCGCCGCUGCCGCUAAGGAGAAAUCAGCUGCAGAGAAGGAGUCUUUCAACCGUCAGAUAAGCAUGUCCCGUGGUGGUUCUCGACGCGGCGACAACCGCAACCAAGAGCAUGGCCCUGAUGGCUGGGCUGUUUCAGGUGGCAGCUCUGUUCCGCGGGCACCUUCCAAGGCCGGUGAUCUGUCGCAGUUCGGCAAAAUAUCCAAAGGCCCAGCCAUAGGGAUGGUAAUGGGUCCGGGCGGCGUCUUCGCGGCCGGCAAGAAGAAUAGCAAGCGAGAGACACUUUCCCAGACGAAUUCAAGUUCGAAUAUGUUCUACAUGCUCAGUCAGAAUCCUGAACUCGCCGCUGAGGCAUCUACGAAACCUAGUCGUUUGUCGAGUCGGAAACCAAGCGUUGACCUUGGCCACACUAGUGUUCCUCAGCCUACCGUACAGCGCAGGAAGCUCCAGCUUCUUCCACGGUCCGUUCAUACUGAAGAGAACACCAUGACUCCUUCAAAAGAAGAGCCCGAAAACGCACCUACUAGUACCGCCAUGUCAGAAGCAGACGCGAAGAAGAAGGUUGAUGAGGACGUGAAGGAGUUCUUUGCUGUUCGCAAUCUUGAAGAGGCGGAGGUCUACUUUACCAAUCUUCCUGACGAGCACCGUUUCCGGCUUGUGAACAAGCUGGUUGCGUCCGCGCUUGAGAGCAAGGAGGCGGAUGCGAGAUUGGUCGGUGAAUUCUUCGCACAGGCUACUAGUAGUGGGCAGUGUACGCUUGAGGUUAUUGAGAGGGGUUCAUGCCUAUCGCGGAGCUUUGGGACGAUACUUGCCAUCGAUGCUCCAAAGGUGUUUGACUACAUGGCUAUUAUGCUCAAGGGCGCUGGAAUCGAGAAUGAGCCUGAGAGACUCCGGCGGAUCGCUUCGAAGCUCGAGAAUAGCGACAAGCUAGUCUCUCUCGUUGCAUGA